Messenger RNA from Camarhynchus parvulus, 4124 nucleotides. It is a transcript of the gene GJD4, whose product is annotated as gap junction protein delta 4. Lineage: Eukaryota; Metazoa; Chordata; Aves; Passeriformes; Thraupidae. The coding region runs from base 243 to 1487 and encodes 414 amino acids. Gene Ontology annotation, cellular component: connexin complex. Gene Ontology annotation, biological process: cell communication. The record is from RefSeq and is a predicted model, not a curated record. The transcript is spliced from 2 exons.
GCCUGAAGAUGAUCAACAUUCAAAACCAACAGUCCUGUUCAAAUAAUCAAAAUAAUCCUUUAUCAACCCAUUGUUUUGGCUGAGUUCCUGAUUUCUGUCCUUGACCCUCAGCAAAAAUUCCUUCCUUUUUUAUUUUUUCUUGCCUUUUUUCUUGCCUCUUUCCUGUCUAGGUCUAAUCUCCUUUGGAAAUGACAAAACUGUUAGGACAUCAGGAGCUGGAAGUGUUUUGAGCCUGUUCAAACAUGGAGCACUGGGACUCACUGGGAUUUUUGAUAGUCACACUCAACUAUAAUGUGACUAUUGUAGGGAAGCUCUGGCUGAUGUUGAUGAUCCUGCUGCGCAUGGCAGUGGUGGUGUUAGGAGGCUACCCCCUGUACCAGGAUGAGCAGGAGCGCUUUGUGUGCAACACCCUGCAGCCAGGAUGCUCCAACGUUUGCUAUGACUUGUUCUCUCCCGUGUCUCACUUUAGGUUCUGGCUCAUUCAGACUGUGUCUAUCCUGCUGCCCUAUGCUGCGUUCAGCAUUUAUGUUUUGCACAAGGUGGCUGUGCACAUUGUCAGAAUGCACUGUCUGGUGCAUGAGUGCAAGAGGAACAAGGGUUUAUCAAGCCCCAAAAAUGUGAAGGAGCUCUGUAGAAGUGCAGUUGUCAAUAGAGUAGAUUGUGGUGCAGACAACCUAAGUGUCCUUAAUUUUUCAGGGGCAUAUACCAUUCAUCUUUUUGUUAGGACCCUACUUGAGGUUGCCUUUGCAGCUGUGCAAUAUUUUCUUUUUGGAUUUUUUGUUCCUGACCGCUUUUCGUGCCACCACUCACCUUGCACGAGCGCUGUUGACUGCUACAUCUCCAGGCCCACUGAGAAAUCCAUCAUGAUGAUUUUCAUCUGGGGGGUGAGCAGUCUGUCCUUCCUGCUCAGCCUUGCUGAUCUCGUCUGCGCUCUCCGGAGAACAACAGCAAGGAACCAAAAGAACAAGCAGCUGGCAAACCUCUGCACAGACAAGGAGUGCAGGAUACAUCUUCCCCCAGCCCAGCACAGUAGCUCCUCUCCACCUCAAAAUGAGGAUGGCCCAGCAGCAAACAGCUGUCAGAUCAGUGAUGGCUGCUGCUCACCUCUCCCUGAGGAGGAAGAAGAGGCUGUUCUUCAUCCUGGAGGUGUCCCCCAGCAAAGUGCCAGCACUAACCUCAGCAGCAAUAAUUUCUGUGUGCCAGGAGACCUUGGUGCUAAGCAGCAGAGCACUGAAGAGCCCUUGUGUGCCAGUGACCCCCAAGGAACUCCCUGCAGCCAAGUGAGACCCAGACUUCAGCAAGACUUCAUUAAAGAUACUGCCCUGGCUUUGAGGCCUCAGAUGGAGUCUCCCCUUGGAGUUUCUUCCUCUCUUGUUCAGAGCAAGCUUUUAGGGUUCUACCCUUCAGCUGAGCUAAAAAGCCCUGAUGAACAAUCAAAUUAUAGCAGCUCUAGCUGCCUGAGGUCAAAAAAGUCUGAAUGGGUAUAGAAGCCAGAGGGAACACUGUGCUGUGACCUUGGCAGGGCAAAUCAUUGCAUCACUGAAGAGGCUUCAGGGAGUUUCAGCUGAAUCCCUUGGCUGUGGUCAUGCUGCAGAGACAUUCUACUCCAAUAGAGAAGAAGAGAAAACUUUGGAUAAGAGUUUGAAGAGUAUUAAAUUAAGGGACAUGUUCUUUAGAAAAUGUGUGUGACAUCUUUAUGGGUUUUUUGCAUGUAGAUGGUUUAAAGAGGCUGUGGACUGUUGCUGAUGUGACUGACCUGGUUUUCCAGGAGCAUGUGUGAAACCUAGUUUUAUUGCAAAGAUAGGCUGUCUACUCUCAGAAGUCUAAUUUAUCUCCUCAUACUAAAUUCUCAAAGACCACUCUAAGACAGGAUAUUCAAGAAGAAGACUAGACAGUGAAUAAAAUAAAAACACUUGUUUUGUAGCAAAGUGUUAGUUUAAAACCCCUGGAUCCUAUUGCUUCGAGGCAAUACCCUCUCCCAGCUAGCAGUGCCAGGGCAGUUCCUUUCUCUGACACUGAUGCCAGCUGCAGCCUGACCACACCUGAGAUAUUCAACUAUAGCACCUUCCAGUACCUAGAGGGGCCUGAAUGAAAGCCAGAGAGGGACUUUCUACAAGGGCAUGUAGUGAUAGGACAAGGAGAAAUUGCUUCAAACUGAAGUAGGGUAGGUUUAGAUUAGAGACAAAGAAAAAUUUUUUUACUUGGUGGUGGCAAAGCAGUGGAAGAGUUUGCCCAGAGAAGCUGUGGAUGUCCCGGAUGUCCCACACCUGGAGGUGUUCAAGGUCAGGCUGGAUGCAGCUUUGAGCACUCUGGUUUCAUGGAAAGUGUCAUUGCCUAUGGCAGGGGUGGUGGAACCAUAUGAUCUUUAAUGUCCCUUCCAACCCAAACCAUUCUAUGAACUACAACAACCUCCAAAACAGAGUGGCUGCAUCCACAUCAGCUGCUGGGCAUGGUCCUGUGCUUGGGAAUUUCUCAGGAGACAGCAAGGAGGUGUGAGCCAGAAGGGUGUCAGGGAGUGCUCCAGCAGCUUGACAGGGACUGAGCAGCGAUGCUCGUGCUGCACUGACACCUCUACAGGGUGUUACUUCUCAGCCUUAAAUAGGCACACAGGGCUCUCAGUUUCAGGAGGUGGGAAUGAGUCACCUGCCCUGCUUUAGGGGUCUCUGGUAAGAUGAGUCACUUUCUAGACACACCUAUUUCUCCCACAAUAUGAUUAUCUCAGACCUGGGUUUAGGGAAAAUGGUUUCUGCCCUGAAAGAAGGAUAUAGUGGCAAUGUCUAUAUCAAAGUGCUCACCCUCUUUGUCUGACAGACUCAUAAUGCUAAUAAUUUGAAAACAUGUCUAAAUUGAGUGAAUCACAGAAGAUUUUAUUGCAAUUACACUUUGUGCCUUCCUUCAGUGUUAAUUCUGUCACAUUUGCAUAAGCGUGGUCCAGCACCAGAGCACAGCAGUGCGUGAGAUGAAUUUUCUUUUAGCUACAAGUCAGUGGGGUUUGAAGGUUGCAUAUACCUGCAGAUCACCAGUGGGAGUGGAUGUGGAGGAGCAUGUACCCAGAGAAAUGUGCUGGUGGUAGUGUCUUAUAAAACAAAUUAUUCUGAGGGUGUCAAGUGUCAAAAACUGGUGUUUGUAGAUCCUGCUUGGUGCUUUGGUGCAGUUUAGAGCAGGCACAGAUCCAGCCUUGCUCCUGGGCUGCCAAAUAACAAGUUUCUGUAAUAACUCAAGGGCUGGCUCCCAUGUGCAGGGCAUGAAGAGACAACACCUUUCACAGUCUACCUUCUCUCUCUUAUGGGUGCAGAAGUCUUCAAGACAGGCUUGUCUCACCUGUGUAUUAUUUCUCACAUGUAUAAGGUAAAGACUAGCAAUUAUCCCUUCUCUUCUGCAUUCCCCCAGAAUUAGGUGGCUUAAUAGGUAGACAGAACUCCUCUUUGGGUCAGGAACAGAGUACUUUGGGAUCCUGAGGUAGGCUAUGGGCAUUUUUAAUUACUAUCUUCUAAGUAAGGUUUUCCUCUCCAUUACCUCUGUUUGUUCCUGUUAUUGUGCAUGCUUGUUGUGUGAUUUGUCAUUUCCAGGGUAGAAGCAGCAUUAAUUAUUAAACUUAUCAUAGGCAGAAAAACAUUAAAUAUUUAAACUUCUCGUCCUUCAAAGCCUCUUUAAUGGGGUCUGUGCUGAUUACACAUGCCAUGACAAAACAUUGCAACAAUGAAACCUUUUAUGAUUCAUUGCAUCCUCUCAGAUGUGAGAAGGAAUGCAAGGAGCAAACGUGGAUUCAGCCUAUUGCAUACACCCCGCAGCAUGAGAUAUAAAUAGGGUAGGAUAAAUAAUAAAUGCCUCGUGGCUGGACACAGUUUGGGUUUUUUCUCUCUGGUUAGACAUUUUUUAAUGACUGAAGAGUCUCGUUUGAAAUUGGAAAGAUCCUCUUUGUGUUUGAAAUGGAAAGUGAAAUUAGUGGAUGUCUUCAUUUGUCUGCAGAGACUGUGGCCUUUGGGUUGUGCUGCAUCUCUGCAAACCCGGCUGAUUUUGGGACUUGUGGCUCCAUUGAAACAUAAUUCAGAGUCAGUGUAACAAGCUCUUAAUGUGUUUAUAAAAAUUGCAUAUUAAAAGAAAAAUUUGGUAUGGAAUUUUCC